This is a messenger RNA of Malania oleifera, 3781 nucleotides long. RefSeq lists its product as uncharacterized. Gene Ontology annotation, biological process: maturation of SSU-rRNA. The record is from RefSeq and is a predicted model, not a curated record. The transcript has 16 exons. The coding region runs from base 695 to 3541 and encodes 948 amino acids. NCBI's taxonomy places the organism in Eukaryota, Viridiplantae, Streptophyta, Magnoliopsida, Santalales, Ximeniaceae. Gene Ontology annotation, cellular component: small-subunit processome; Noc4p-Nop14p complex; nucleolus.
GGGGCGCCGAGCACAGCCAAAGAAAACAGAGCCAAAAGAAAAACUGAAGCCAGUGGGGCAGGGCGCAGCCGAGCAAAAAUAAAAGAAAAAUACUCUUGCUUCUUCUUCUUCUUCUCCCCGGAGACACACACAACCGCCGUCACCCUCUCCCAUCACCACUCUCUCUGAUUCCAGCGGUGCCCCCACGGCCAUCCACCCUCACCGCCGCAGUCUCCCACGGCCAUCUCCCAUCACCGUAGCCGCAACACCAUCUCUCUCAUACUCUCGUUCGCAGACACUCAGAGACGUCACCACGGCUGAGAAGGCAGCAGCUUGUCUGUCCGGCCACCACCCAGCCUCCCGCGGUUACGACACUACCUAGCCACGACUCCACGAGUCUCCAUCCUCACCAACCUCUGCUGCAAACCAUACCACUGAGGCCCGAGCAAAUCUCUGCAACAGAACUCCCCUGCUCUCAGCCAUCAUCUCCGGCGGCCCAUCACAGCAACCACAGCGCCUCUUCACUCGGCCGCUCAGGCCAGACACCAGACUUCCUUCUCCAAGGAGCCACCUGCCAGAGCCCCCUGCUGCUGUUCGUGAGCCACGAGUCUCGACGGCAAGAUCUCCCCGGGGAGGUGUCUGGGAUUUAAGAACUUCAGGGGAGGUCCCCGCCUUUUGGUAAACCUCAGGGGAGAUUUUGAGACUGCCCGUGACUAUGGCAAAGAAGAUCCUUAAUAGUUCUAAUACAAGGAAGAAGAAGAAGAAGAGCAAGAAAUCAGGCCCAGAUGCUGUAGCCAUGAAGCUGAAGACUCCUAAAGACAACCCCUUUGAGACCAUAUGGUCUCGAAGAAAGUUUGAUAUUCUUGGCAAGAAGCGUAAAGGCGAAGAACAUCGUGUUGGCCUAGCUCGCUCUCGGGCCAUUGAAAAGAGGAAAAAAACUUUGCUGAAGGAGUAUGAACAGAGUGGGAAGUCAUCUGUAUUUUUGGAUAAGCGUAUAGGGGAGCAGAAUGAUGCACUUGGGGAGUUCGAUAAGGCCAUUAUGCGGUCUCAGGUUGAGCGACAGUUGAAACUAAACAAGAAGAGCAGAUAUAAUUUAUCAGAUGGGGAAGAAGAUGAACUUGACAUUCAAGGUCUUGGUUCUUUCUUGGAAAGGGAUGAUUUUGAGGAUGAAAUACAACCUGAUGACGAUGAUGACACAGAAAAUGCUGGCACUGAGAAAAAGUCAGCUAUCCUGAAACAUGUUGGUGCUUAUAAUGUGCAAGAGCCAUUGGUAAUGGGUUCAAUGGAAGGAGAGGAUCAGAAGCACAAAAGCAAAAAGGAUGUUAUGGAGGAGAUUAUUUCAAAGAGCAAAUAUUACAAGGCCCAAAAAGCAAAGGAUAAGGAAGAAAAUGAACAAUUUAUUGAACAAUUGGAUAAAAAUUUCACAUCCUUGACACAAUCCGCGGGCUUAUUAUCAUUGACUCAACCAAGCAAGAUGAGUUCUUUGAGGGCCCUUGUUGGCAAGGGGAUUCCAGAUGACCAAUCAACAAGGGAUGAAUUACCCACUACUCAGAAUGUAGACUCUUCAAAGCAGGAACAACCUGAUUCUUAUGACAAACUCGUCAAAGAGAUGGGAUUAGAAAUGCGUGCUCGCCCAUCAGACAGGAGGAAGACACAUGAAGAGAUCGCGGAGGAAGAAAGGGAACGAUUGGAGCGAUUGGAGGAAGAGCGUCAAAAGAGAAUGCUUGCAAAUGAUGACUCUAGUGACGAAGAUGAUGAUGCUCCAAAGGAUGUUGAAAGCCCUUCUGUUCCAAGGAUUAGAUCCAUUUCUGGGGAUGAUCUUGGUGAUUCAUUUUCUUUUGAUGAAGAAUCCAAAGCUAAAAAGGGCUGGAUUGAUGAGAUUCUUGAAAGGGAGGAGGAGAAUGAUUCUGAAAGCAAAGAUGGUGAAUCUUCUGAGGAUUCAGAAAGCGCUGAAGAUGAUGCUGAUGAGGAAGGAUCUGAUGAAGGUAAUGGUGAAUCUGAGAAGAAUUCGUUGAAGGAUUGGGAACAGAGUGAUGAUGAAGAUUUUAGAACAGAUUUAGAAGAAGGCGAAGAGGAUGAUGAAGGUAGCAAUGAGGAUGAAGGAAAAAAGCUGGAGUCGAAGGGCCAUAAACUGGCAAUUGGCAAUGACGUAGCAGAAAUUAGGAAAGGAAAUUCAGAUUCCUUAGAUAACAAGAAGAUAACUAGUGGUAAACAGCCUUCAACUGGAAAGGAGUCCCUUCCCUUUGUAAUUCAAUCUCCAAGUAGCUUUGAAGAGUUAAGCGCAUUGCUAGAGAAUCGAUCCAAUGUUGACAUUCUUGAGGCAAUUAGUCGAAUUCGUAAAUCCAGUCCAAUCAGUUCAAGGGAAGAAAACCGGAAGAAAAUGCAAGUGUUUUAUGGUCUACUAUUGCAGUAUUUUGCUGUCUUAUCAAAUAAAAAGCCAUUGAAUUUCAUCCUGCUGAAUCUCCUUGUCAAGCCAUUAAUGGAGAUGAGUGCGGAGGUCCCGUACUUUGCAGCAAUCUGUGCUCGUGAACGGAUAUUACGGACUCGUAUGCAGUUAUGUGAAGCUCUCAAAAACACAGGGGCAAGUUGUUGGCCUUCUUUAAAAACAUUAGGACUCCUCAGACUGUGGUCCAUGAUAUUUCCAUGCUCUGAUUUCCGUCAUGUUGUCAUGACCCCUGCACUAUUGCUGAUUUGUGAAUAUCUGAUGCGUUGCCCCAUUAUGUCCGGUCGGGAUGUUGCCAUUGGCUCUUUCCUAUGCUCCAUGGUUCUUUCUGUUGCUAAACAAUCUAGGAAGUUCUGUCCUGAAGCCAUAAUGUUUCUCCAAACUUUGCUGGUGGCUGCUAUGGACAGGAAACGAGCAUCAUGUCUGGAUUCUCAGUUCAAUUCUGUUAUGCAAAUAAAAGCCAUUGGCCCCCUCCUGUGUAUACAGGAUAGUAUAAAUGAAUUUAGUCCUCUGGAUAUUUUCAAGCUAAUGGACAUGGCAGAGGACUCUCCCUUCUUCAGCUCUGACUGUUUUAGGGCUGGUGUGUUGUUAUCUGUAAUUGAAACUCUUCGAGGAUUUGUUGAUGCUUACGAAGAGUUUAAUUCCUUUCCGGAAAUAUUCUUGCCCAUUUCAACAUUAUUAUUUGAAGUGGCAGAACAGCAGCACAUGCUGAACUCAUUGCAGGAUAAAUUUAAAGCUGUGGCUGAGCUCAUCAAGAAAAAGGCUCAUGAACAUUAUAUGGAGCGUCAACCACUUCAAAUGCGGAAGCAGAAGCCUGUGCCAAUCAAAUUGCUUAAUCCAAAAUUUGAGGAGAACUUUGUCAAGGGCAGAGAUUAUGAUCCAGAUCGUGAACGGGCUGAGAGGAGAAAGUUGAAGAAGCUAAUAAAACAGGAAGCUAGAGGGGCAAUUCGUGAACUGCGCAAAGAUAAUUAUUUCUUAUAUGAAGUGAAAGAAAAAGAGAAGGCACUAGUGGAAGAAGAGAGGGUGGAGAAAUAUGGGAGGGCUCUGGCUUUCCUCCAAGAACAAGAACAUGCUUUCAAAUCUGGUCAACCGGGGAAAGGCAGGAAGAGGAGGAGAUGAUGAGGCUGACUUCUAUCCUUUUUAGCAUUUGAUUUGUUCUCUUAAGGUGUAUAACUAAAUAGGUUUCUUACCAAAUUUUUGUUAGCUGCUUCCCCCAAAGGGUCAAGUUCACCAAAAGUUCAUAUAUGUAUCCAAUUUACAUCUUCAUGUCCCAACACCUUGUAAUUUUAGCGAGAUCAAAACAGGCAUUUUUGUUUGUAGACCUCAAUUCUUAAUGGGCACUGUUUCUGAUUUUCUUAA